Molecule: messenger RNA, 1736 nt
Organism: Fopius arisanus
Lineage: Eukaryota; Metazoa; Arthropoda; Insecta; Hymenoptera; Braconidae
Gene: Parp16
Product: Poly(ADP-ribose) polymerase 16
Exons: 7
Coding region: 447-1601 (384 amino acids)
Biological process (GO): endoplasmic reticulum unfolded protein response
Cellular component (GO): endoplasmic reticulum tubular network; nuclear envelope; membrane
Molecular function (GO): kinase binding; NAD+ poly-ADP-ribosyltransferase activity; protein serine/threonine kinase activator activity
Source: RefSeq, a predicted model, not a curated record
CAACUGAUUAGAUUUUCAUGAUUGUAAUUAUCAAUGGUUGAUUUGUGAUUACGGUUUUUGUUUCUUUGCAAUCAAGCUUUUCGAGAUUACGUGGAACCUAGGGAUAUCUGGGGCUUCUAGGGAUAUGGAAUUUUUCACUGCAGCUCUUUGCAGAUGUCAAUAAACAUUGGGAGAAUUCUUGAUAAUUGUAAACAUUGGGACCGGGGGCCUACGAAAACCGGAUUUUUACUGGUAAAGGUCAAUGGGUGAGGUUUAAUGAGGGAGGGGAUUUGUUUUUUACUUGGUCGUGAUGGGAAUUGACAAAUGAAAAGUGAAGCGAAAAACAAUUGGCGUUUGGGAAAAGUCAGUCAGAGGUAAUUUCCGAGGAUCAAGGGUCAUCACAGGGUAAUGAAUGUUGUGAAUAAAUUUCGUGUAGUUUUAUUGUAUUUUCUUUGUACCAUCUGAAGAUGGCCUGUUUGGAAACAACUCCGCAGAUGUACAGUAAGUGGUGGGAGAAGAAAAGUUUGAAAGAUAAAAUUGAAAUAAAUAACGUAAAUCCUCAAAAUGGCACGAUACUGAGUGUUGCUAGUGGUACGUCCUCCGUGAAAUCUGUUGAACUGGAUGAAUUCGAGAAGAAAGUUCUGGCGUUGAAGAGUGUCCUGAAUCGUGACUCUCAUGCUGCUGAUUUAAAAUGGUCUCUAUUCGUAGCUGCAUGCAAUACCUAUCGUCAUGACAGUUGCUUGAAACCCUUUCCCUCGUCGUACAUCCAGGGUGAAUUCAAAGAUAUUGAAAAAUUGAGGAAAGUUGUGGAAGGAAUUCCACCAUUUGCCAUCAUCUACGACAGAUUAGAAGAUACUAAGCUCUACGAAACUUAUAAAGAAGCUAUCGAAUUGCUCUAUUGGGUUUUAAUAACUCAUCGGGACCCCUACCUCAAGUCCGCGAAAAAAGAAAACUACGAGACAAUACUGAGCAAAGUUCCGUCCGAAGUGAUGGUUGCAAGGCCAAAUUUAAUAUUCCAAGUGGCAACUCCAAAUCAAUCGUCCAAGGAGGAUCGCUGGAAAGCAUCAAUAAAAGGUCAUUCCACUUUUUACGCCUACCAUGGAAGUAGAUUGGAGAACUUUCAUUCCAUUAUUCAUUAUGGUAUUCAGCAACACAUGAGCCAGCCUGGGCUCUUUGGAGAUGGCAUUUAUUUGUCUAGUGAACUGGGUGUCAGUCUGGGAUUCAGUCCAGUAGGAUACGGUUGGGGUGGAAGUAUGUUGGGCAGUGAAAUAAGUUGCAUUGCAUUGUGUGAAGUUAUUAAUCAUCCAGAUGUGAAAAAGGGAGACACGACUCGUGAUGUUCCCAAGGGCUUCGAGCUGUCAGUGAGGAAUAAAAUUCCAAAUAAAUAUUAUUUGGUACAGAAUAGUGAUUUGGUGAGGAUUCGGCAUUUAUUGGUCUACAGUCAGGAUUUUUGCUCGCUUAAAAAGACUGAAAGCACUGGAAUUGUCGGCUGGUUCAAACAGAACAAGUUCCUAACAUUUGUCCUUGGAUAUGUUGUGUUGUUAGUCUCAGUUGGAUUGAGUCAAAAUAGAAGUGUGGAAAAAUACUACAGACUUUUCAUUCAAAAAGCUGGUCUCGAUUAACUCCGAUAUUUAUCAUUUAGACAAAUUUAUUGCCAGAUUAAACGGGCAUUUUUUGAGUGAUCACUUUUUUCGACGAUUAUUUCAAUUAUGACAACAAUCAUUAUACAUCGCGAGGAAAUCAUAUAAAACGGAUAA